GUAUUCGCCGACUGUCAUAUUCACUCUUCAUCUAAACUGAACAUCUCUGUCUUGUCGCUCCCCCCUCGCCACCCCCCUCCCACAUCCCACCAUCCCCAUGUCCACCACCAAAGCCACAGAGUCUUCCAACGCCCCUUUUUCGGACGACCCAUCUUCCGGCCCGGCGUACCGCUACAAGCCCGUUGGUAUAGCGAAUGAAUACAAUACAUGCUUCUUAAACUCUACCUUUCAGGCUUUGAGCGCCACAGCUUCGCUUACCUCGCUCUUAUCCGCCUCCCCUGUUUCACCGCUCAACCCGCUCUCCAACUCCAUUCUCCCUGCUCCCGUGGUUCCCCGCUCCCAAAUUCCUUCUUUGCAUGAAGAGAUCCUCGAACCCGAACUCUAUGACAAGCUACCCAUCACCAUCGCAUUCACUUCAGCACUUCAUGAAGGAUAUCGGCGGAAAGACCGAUAUAUCGGAGAUGAGGGCUGCAUGCGUUUGACAAAUAUGUUGCGAACUGUCAGCGCAAAGCAUCCACAGUACAAUGACUUUGAUCAGCAAGACGCUCACGAGUUUUUGAGACAUUUGUUAGAUUUGAUGGAAUUGGAGGAGAAAGAUGCUAUCAAAAUUCUGCAGCCCAAGGACUUACCUGAAAAGAAGGGCAGGAGAAAAAAGCGGGCGGCCAUUCAACCAUCUCAAGCCGAUGUAGAAACCCAGGGCUUGCAACUUCAUGAUCAUAUCUCGCCCAUGGUGUCGCCGCUGCCGUCUCCGGCUCAUUCUCUGCCUGCGACUCCGGGUUUGAGCGCACGGAUAGACCCAAUGUCGAGGCUUAAGCCCGAUGACGUCGAUUUGGGCGUUGUGACUGGUAAAGUCCUAACAGAAGAACCUUCCGCCAAUCCUGCUGAGGUAGAAGUAAAAAUAACGGAUGAGGAGAGUGGGGAUCAUUCAGUAGAGAAAUCAGUGGAAACGCUAGUGGAAAAUACGGUGAACGAAAAAUUGACUCCCUUUGUGGAUGUCCUGUUCGGUGGAUUGCUUGCCAGUGUGGUGAUUUGUGAAAAGUGUAAAGCUCUGUCCCACACUUACGAAGGCUUCCUUGACAUUUCUCUUCAAAUGCCAAACGAAGGCGAACGAACUCGUAAACGGGACAAGGUCUUAGCCUUUGCUCAAAGACUUAUGCCCGGGAGGUCUUCCACUGCCAAAAACUCCCCUGAUAUUCCUCCGACUUCACCCAGCCAACCACUCCCUUCAGCUCUUUCCGAUAACGAACUUUCAGACUCUGAAACCAACCCCAAUACCUCCCAUUUCGGUAGACGGAAAACUUUGAGCAUCCCUGAAAGCGAAGGUGCCAGCCUUGGGAGAACAGGCUCGACAAAAUUCAAUCUUUUCAGUAGGAGGAAACGCGCUCACAGCAGGCCCAGCAGCGCUUCGUCAAGCGUCAAUGCCACUCCCACUCUUGAGGCAGAGAAGACUCAUACUGUGCCACCAUCACCUUCUCUACUGAGUGAACGAUUGCGCCAUCAUCAUUUUCACAACAAGCGCCAAGCUACUCCUACUCCCGCCCAGGCGGCGUACAUAGCCAGGAUCCUAGCACCCCCUCAGGCUGCUGAGCAGCAAGACCCCAUCGCCAAAUUACGUGCCGCGCAAAAUGGAAGUGGCCCGGUGAACAGUGAACCGCCAAAGGUCGAAACCGGCUUGGAGCGCUGUCUUAGAGAGUUUACGACUGUCGAGAUUCUCGAGGGUUCAAAUGCUUUCGCUUGUCAUAAAUGUUGGCGCAUCAAGCAUGGCCGAUAUGAUCAUCAUGAAGCUACUGUGAAAGAGGAGGAUGAGAAUAUCGUACCUGGAGACUCUACGCCUUCAUUGUCGACUUCUGCUGGGCCUCCUUUAAAACAUCCCGAGGGCUCCACAAAGAACUCGAGUCAUUCCGAGGAAAUGGCCAACAGCGUUGAGCAAGCCUUGUUGCUUAGUAGCCCACGACUUCCUCCACCUUCCAUUUCCAUCCGGCCCGGAUCUGCUUCGGACUCUCCCACGCCUCACAAUGGGCGUUCCGAUCGCGUGGGUAGAAAUCCUUCUCUCGGGUCUGUCUCCGGUGCCGGUGACCCAGAUACCCGCGCACACUCCCCUUUAAAAAGACAAAUCGAGGACGAUGACACGUUGGUAGACCUCAUGGCCAGUACCCAUGUUGACCAGAGCUUCGCAUAUCAAGAUUCGAACUCUGGCAGCAUCAUACUCCCCUCGGAAGCUGACACUGGCGAGGAUGCAGACGCCCGGGACCGAAGCGAGUCAGAAUCUGAUGACUUGUCCGAUUCCGAGAGUGAAUCUGAAGGUGAGAGUGGCAAACCCAAGAGGAAAAAGAGCAAACAUUUCGUUAUGGGCCGGGCCUACAAGCGUUACUUGAUCUCAAAGUCCCCGGAGGUCCUUGUUUUCCAUCUUAAACGGUUCAAGCAGCUUAGCUCGGCGUUCAACACUUUUGCUUCUCUCAAAAAGAUGGAAGAUAUUAUAGGGGUAGACAAAAUGCAUGCUAUUUCGAUGAUAAUUCUGAAUUGAUGAACGAGCUGCCAAUUCCCUCAGGGAAAAUGACAUUCCUGA
Cryptococcus deneoformans JEC21 is the source of this 2566-nucleotide messenger RNA. RefSeq lists its product as hypothetical. The transcript has 4 exons. The record is from RefSeq and is a predicted model, not a curated record. Gene Ontology annotation, molecular function: cysteine-type deubiquitinase activity. Lineage: Eukaryota; Fungi; Basidiomycota; Tremellomycetes; Tremellales; Cryptococcaceae. The coding region runs from base 98 to 2524 and encodes 808 amino acids. Gene Ontology annotation, biological process: protein deubiquitination.